UGAUUCUUCCUUUUUUUUUUGCCCUUUUUCUGUUUCCUUGUACACAAACACAAUGGCGAUCCUGUCCUCCAUCGUGACUCUUCCGGCCACGAUAGGCUUGGAUCAAGUCAAAGAUGCGUGGAUUCCGCUCGUCAUCGCAACCUUUACGAUUGGCUUGACUGUGUUGCUGAGCCAGCGACUCAAGGUCAGAGGGUUGCCCGGACCCCCCCAUAGUCUCCUCUCGGGCAGCAUCCCCGUCUUCAGCACCGUCGCCAAACAUGCCCCCAAAGACCUUCACCCCCAGGCGCAGAUGACAAUGAUCCAACGGCUGUUCAAGCUCGGCGAUCUCUUCUGCGUCGACACCUGGCCCUUCAUGGACCAAGUCUACCUCGUUGCCAACCCCUACAUGGCGCACCAGGUAUCGCAGGAGAAGCCCUUCCCCAAACACCCCAUGGUCACGCGGUUCAUGGAGUCGUUCACCGGCCUGAACAGCGUGCUGUUGGCCAACGACGCGAAAUGGAAGGAGUUGCGCUCCCUCUUCUCCCCGGGCUUCUCCAACGCCCACCUGAUGACCAUGGUGCCGGUCAUGGUGGACAAGACCGAGAUCUUCUGCGACAUCCUGGCGCAGCACGCGAAGACCGGUGCCGCGGUGCCCAUGGAGCCUCUGGCAGCCAAGCUGACCAUCGAUAUCAUUGGGCUUGUGGUCCUGGGCGUGGACUUUGGCUCGCAGACUGGCGAGGACGAGCUGGUCAAUGCGUUCCGGCAUCUCCUGGAUCUCAUCCCCGAUGGUCAGCGGUUGGAGAUCAAUCCGAUCCGCCGCUACAACCGCAGGUAUUACUCCGGUGUCAUGGAUAACUAUAUCCGCCGGGUUCUGCGCGCGCGGAGUGCCAAGGGCGCCAAUAACAAGUUCAAGACCCUGAUGGAUAUCGCUAUCGGACGGUACGAGGAUCUGGUCAAGAAUGACCCCAAGGGGUCGUUGUUUAACUGUGGAUUCGAGCAGCUGGCUAUUGACAAUCUGAAAACCUUCGUCUUCGCCGGCCACGACACCAGCAGCACCACCAUCAGCUACGUCUACCACCUCCUCCACAAACACCCCAAAGCCCUCGCCAAAGUGCUCGAAGAACACGACGAGAUCCUCGGCAAAGACCUGACCAAAGUGCCCGCCAUGAUCCGCGCCAACCCGGCCCUGAUCAACAAACUGGCCUACACAACCGCCGUGAUCCGCGAAGCUCUCCGUCUGUAUCCAGCGUCGGGUAGUCUUCGGAUGGCUCCUGAAAACAUAACCUUCCACCCCACACGCACCAACCCCGUGACCAUCCCCAAGGGCAACCUAAUCUGGGUAGGCAUCCACACGAUCCACCACGACGCCGAAUACUUCCCCUGCCCGGACGAAUUCCACCCGGAGCGUUUCCUCAACGCCGGCGUGGUGACCCUGCCGGACGGGCGCACGGAAGCCACCCCGGCCGGAUGGAACGGCCACGUACCCCCGCAAGACGCCUACCGGCCGUUCGAGAAGGGCCCUCGCCAGUGCAUCGGCAGCGAGAUGGCGAUGAUUGAGAUCCGGGUCGUGCUGGCGAUGACCAUGCGGCUGUUUACGUUUGAGACGGCGUUCGAGGAGUGGAGGGACGCCCAUCCCGAGGAGACGGAUAAGAGGCAUACGAGCGCGUUUGGGGACGAGGCGUAUCAGGUUUAUUCGUCGACUGCGAAGCCGAAGAGUGGGAUGCCUAUGAGGGUGGGGGUUAGGAAGUAG
Aspergillus heteromorphus CBS 117.55 is the source of this 1729-nucleotide messenger RNA. Its product is annotated as cytochrome P450. Bases 53 to 1729 code for a protein of 558 amino acids. The transcript has 5 exons. Gene Ontology annotation, molecular function: heme binding; monooxygenase activity; oxidoreductase activity, acting on paired donors, with incorporation or reduction of molecular oxygen. The record is from RefSeq and is a predicted model, not a curated record. Lineage: Eukaryota; Fungi; Ascomycota; Eurotiomycetes; Eurotiales; Aspergillaceae.